UACAUGUACUUCCGGUUUAUUCGUCUGGCACGUGGGUCGACUUGUCAAUAACAAUCAUGUUGAAUACGUAAUACAAUACGUUAUAUUUCUGAUAUUUUUAGAUCAUUUAUUUAAAAGAUUUGGUUAUGGCCCACUCGUCGUCUGGAAGGCCCGAACGACAGGCCCCUCCUGAAAUUUUUUAUGGUGAAGAUGAAGCCAGAAAAUACACAUCAAAUACUCGUAUGAUAGAAAUUCAAAGUCAACUCUCAGAAAGAGCUAUGGAGUUACUACGGCUACCGGAGGAUCAGCCAUGUUUUAUUUUGGAUGUAGGGUGUGGCUCUGGCCUGAGUGGCGAAACUCUGACAGAACAGGGGCAUUUCUGGGUCGGAGUGGAUAUCAGUUCUCAUAUGUUGGACGUGGCUGUUGAGAGGGAGACUGAAGGAGAUCUUGUUUUGGGAGAUAUGGGCUACGGAAUGCCCUUCAAACCAGGAACAUUUGAUGGCGUCAUUAGCAUAUCUGCUCUUCAAUGGCUCUGUAAUGCUGACAAAGCCUUCCACCAUCCACCGAAGCGACUUCUUAAAUUCUUCAGUACACUAUAUGCCUGUCUGAGUAGGGGAAGCCGUGCUGUGUUUCAGCUUUACCCAGAAAACAGCUCACAGUUAGAGCUAAUCACACAACAGUCUAUGAAAGCAGGAUUCACUGGAGGCCUGGUGGUCGACUACCCAAACAGUACAAAGGCCAAAAAGAUAUUUCUGUGUCUGUUUGCUGGUGGUCAGCCACAACAGUUACCAAAGGGACUGGGAACAGAGGUUGGCAGUAGUCAGGGACAACAGAUCGACUUCAACACCAAAAGGGAGAGGAUGAAGAAACUGCGAGGUGCCAAAUCUGCAAAGGGAAGCAGAGAUUGGAUCCUGGAGAAGAAAGAGCGUCGGCGAAGACAGGGGAGAGAAGUCCGACCAGAUACCAAGUACACUGCAAGGAAGAGGAAGGUCAAGUUUUAGCGUUGUAACUUAUUACUCUGUACUUUGUGUAUAUAAAAUAUUGUUUUGUUAUUAUUAAAUUCAAAUAUGUCAAAUGGA
Pecten maximus is the source of this 1058-nucleotide messenger RNA. RefSeq names its product probable 18S rRNA (guanine-N(7))-methyltransferase. Gene Ontology annotation, biological process: rRNA (guanine-N7)-methylation. Gene Ontology annotation, molecular function: rRNA (guanine) methyltransferase activity. The coding region runs from base 126 to 980 and encodes 284 amino acids. The transcript has 11 exons. Gene Ontology annotation, cellular component: nucleolus. The record is from RefSeq and is a predicted model, not a curated record. Lineage: Eukaryota; Metazoa; Mollusca; Bivalvia; Pectinida; Pectinidae.